AUGAUGGGAAGUGUGUAUAUGUGUUUUUUUGUGCGUCCUGUGUAUCCUCACUUGUUUGCCAGCAGCAGAAGAAUUAUUCUUUCUUUCUAUUUUUAUUCCGGGCUUUCAUCUUUCUUUCUUUCUAUCUUUUCUUUCUUUCUUUCUUUCUUUCUUUCUUUCUUUCUUUCUUUCAAGGUUUCUUUCUCUCUUGAUUUCUUUUUUUCUCACUUUCAUUCUAAUGUUCUUUCUCUCUUUCGAGUAGUCUUUCGAGAUUACUUUCGAAAUUCCAAAACUUCUUUCUUUCUUUCUUUCUUUCUUUCUUUCUUUCAAGCUUUCUUUCUCUCAAGAUUUCUUUUUUUCUCGUUAUUUCUUUCUAGAUUUCUCAGUUUCUGUCUUUCAUUUUCGUUCCUUCUUUCUUUCUUUCUUUCUUUCUUUAUUUAUUUAUUUAUUUAUUUAUUUCUAGAUCUCUUUCAAGGUUUCUUUAAGAUUUCUUUCUUUCAAGCAUUCUUUCUUCAUUUUUCUUUCAUCCUUUCUUUCCUUUAUUCUUUCUUUCCUUCAUUUUUUCUUUCUUUCUAUAUUUCUUUCUUCCUUGCUUUCUUUACACUGGAGGAAUACACUAUCUAUUUAAUUAUGCUCCUAUCUAUCUAUCUAUCUAUCUAUCUAUCUAUCUAUCUAUUUAUCUAA
Molecule: messenger RNA, 663 nt
Organism: Acanthosepion pharaonis
Lineage: Eukaryota; Metazoa; Mollusca; Cephalopoda; Sepiida; Sepiidae
Source: the annotation of a GenBank genome assembly